AACCGUAAGGCCAAUUUUGGCAUCUGUCUCGACCUUCGGCAACAAACGCCGCUGCUCUUGCUCCCACCGAGCGACUGACUCGCAUCAGUACGAAAACCAUUUCUCUACGACACGCAUCCCAUUGAAGAAGAAGCCGUAGCAACACUUGCUAGAGUUUCUGCUUCUGUUGCUGCAGCUCAUGGCUUUGUUUCGUCUCCGAGCUCUUUCUUCUCACACCAGCUUCACCUUCUAUCCUUUAUGAGAGAGAGAGAGAGAGAGAGAGAGAGAGAGAGAGGUCCUGAUAUGACACACGUGCCGCUCUAAACGCGAAGUUUGAUCUACUAAUCCAUCUUUCUAGUCGACUGUUUGUCUGCUGAUGUCUUCUAGUGACGGAGGUACUCCUAGACUCUCCACAGCAUUACACUCUAGAGGAAGUUGUGGAAGUGCUGGGAGAAAAUUGAUAUAACUUCAGGAUGGUUUGAUAUAACGCACCGGUGAGCGACAGGGCGCUACUUAUUGAUGGGCAUUUAAAUCUGUCGAGGAACUACUUCCAUGCACGAGUUCCAGACACUGCUCGGAUCGAAAACUUUCUCCAAAACUCAGCAGUCUUCCCUGAGGGUUUGUUCCCGAGUUUGGUGAGCUCAUGCGGAGUUAAUCAAUUCAGCUCAGAUGGAGAGUAUUGGGAGCAAAGAAGAAGGUCAGGAGGAGCCAACCGCCGUGCCUGAGUGGAGUGAGAUGGCACUUCCGGGAUUUCGUUUCCAUCCUACAGAGGAGGAGCUCGUUGGUUACUAUCUGAGACGCAUGGUGCAAGGCAGGCGCAAUAGCGUAGAGCUCAUUGCAUCCUUGGACUUAUACCAGUAUGAUCCUUGGGAGCUUCCUGCUUUGGCCUUCAUGGGAGAGAAGGAAUGGUUUUUCUUUUGUCCGAGGGAUAAGAAAUACCCCAACGGAGCCCGCCCGAAUCGGGUGACAGCAUCGGGAUACUGGAAAGCAACAGGCACAGAUCGGCCUGUGAGAUGUAGUGGCGACUCUCGCUGCAUUGGUCUGAAAAAAACUCUAGUGUUUUAUACUGGUCGCGCUCCUCGAGGCAAUAAAACCGAAUGGAUUAUGAACGAGUAUCGCAUGCCGAAACCUGCUGAACGAUCCAUCUCUGUGAUGACGUCUGGUGUCAACUCUAUCAGCUACUCCUUCUCCACUUACGAUAACUUUGUCAUUAAGAACGAUGUAGCCUUAUGCAGAAUAUACAGGAAGUCGAGCUCGGCAUUGAAUUCGGCCAACUUCAUAUCAGCAAUUGGGGCUCGAGAUCUCGAAGAACGCACGAAUAGAAUGAUGUCUAGGUUCGAAAGUAAUCCUGCAGCAGGAACCCAUCAGCAGCAAAAUCAUAUUCAGCGCUUGCAAGGGCCAGACGUUCCUAACGUGAACGUUCGAGUCUCAUCGGACAUGCCUAUGGCUCCUUUGUCAGCUGCUGCACCUUCUUCUGAUAACGAUUGUGCGCAGCAGCUGUCUACUUCAAAGACAACAACUGUGGUGAGCCAUGGCCAAGCAGUUGAAGCUGCAAAAACUCAACGGCAGCAGCAGCUGAUCGAUGGCCCAGCUCAAGGAGGCUUUGAUGGGGUUUCACCUAUGAUCGACUGCACCGGUACAACUACGAGUGAGGAAGCAUCAAGGCAGCUGCAGAUCGCCUUGCGCACGGCUAUGGCAAAGCUGGAUGGGGCGGGAAGCUCAUCGAACGUCAACUUCAACGAUGGAGACUCAUUAAACAGUAAUGGCUCAGGCAUAUUUGGACGCUUUCGAAACCGACUGGUGCAGGAUGCUGCUGCUGCUGCUGCUUGUCCUUCGACGAGUGUACACGUGAUGAGAAGCCCUAGCCCGGAAGCAGCAGCAGCAGCUACAGCUACAUUCAACAAUAGUCACACCAGUAGAGUACCUCCGACAAAAGCUCCUGAUCACUUGAAUCAACCGAUGAACUCUCCCCGAGAUAUCCCCACGGUAGCACGAUCGAACAGAAGCUCAAGCGCUGAGACAGUGGCUGCUUUCGCCCCCGCAAAGAGCCACCCAACCUGCAGAACGCCGAGGGUCUCCAUCCCACCUUCUUUCAAUCACCACGUGAACUCCUGUCCUUCAACAAAAUCAACGACAACAACUUCUCACAGCCUUGAAGAGGGUAGUAACGCCGACGCUAACACUGUUGUCUCUGGUCCUACAGCGAUCAACAACCGGAGCAAUAUCUCAGCUUCCUCCAUAUCUCAGCUCGAGGACCAGGUCCAGAGUCUCGUUAACGCUUGUAGUAUACCACCACUAUCUAACACGUACAGCCUAAAGCGUUCCAGAUUCACCAAAGUGCAGCAUGCGGAUGGAGAAAGCUGUCCAAUGGCGAAAAUGCCGUCCGCUGCUCAGUACUGGAGACAAUCAUCUUAUGCACCGUCCCAAACUGCGACAGCAGCAGCUCAACUUAGUACUUUUGAUGCUCUAUCCGGCUUGACUUUUCAAUACUGAUUGGGCAGGACUUAGACUGUGUUCAACGCUUGAAGUCACUCUACAUAGCGCUCAAGUACAAGCUCCAAAAAUUAAAUAAAAAUCCAUUUUGA
Messenger RNA from Marchantia polymorpha subsp. ruderalis, 2564 nucleotides. NCBI's taxonomy places the organism in Eukaryota, Viridiplantae, Streptophyta, Marchantiopsida, Marchantiales, Marchantiaceae. The record is from the annotation of a GenBank genome assembly.